GGCGGCCGGGCAACAGCUGCGAAGAACUUCACUCUCCACGUGCUGCUCGAGCUCCCGGCUCGGACCGCGGUUCUGCGACUGAACCAUGGCUACCGACUACAGUUCUCUCCCCGACUGGCCUCCCAGGAGGUUUUCCGGACGCCCUCAAGCCCAGAAGAAGCGGUUCCUUUUGGGAACCACACAGCCAGCAGAAGCUACCAAGAGAAAGCACCAAGUGUCCAGUGACUCUCCACCAACAAAACGGAGGAGUAGGAUAGCUUCUUUUUCUGCCAAGACAACCAGUGAUAAAGAAACUCCGAGAACAUUUAAGGGGAGUGCACACAAAACGUUUCCUUCAAAGAAGUAUUUGGACAGUACAGACAACGAAAAGCAAGAGGAGAAGCCAUGCAUCAAGACUUCGUCGCUGUUUAAAAACAAUCCUGAGAUCCCAGAACUCCACAGAACUAUAGUGAAGCAGGCUCGAGAGCAAGUGUUUUCUCCGGAGGCUUUCCAGGAGCUGGACCUCCACCCGCAUCUAAUUUCCACAAUAAGUACAGUCUUAAAAAUGUCCAGUAUGACGAGUGUUCAGAAGCAGAGUAUCCCAGUGCUGCUGGAAGGCAGAGACGCCCUUGUGCGAUCCCAGACGGGCUCAGGUAAAACUCUUGCCUAUUGCAUCCCUGUGGUCCAGUCUCUUCAGGCUCUGACAUCAAAAAUACAGCGCAGUGACGGCCCCUACGCUUUGGUCCUAGUGCCCACCAGAGAGUUGGCUCUGCAAACCUUUGACACUGUCCAAAAGCUGCUUAAGCCAUUCACCUGGAUUGUUCCUGGAGUGUUGAUGGGCGGAGAGAAGAAGAAAUCGGAAAAGGCUAGGCUCCGCAAAGGCAUAAAUAUUCUUAUCUCAACUCCUGGCCGCCUGGUGGAUCAUAUAAAAUCUACAAAGAACAUUCAUUUUAACCGAAUACGGUGGCUGGUCAUGGAUGAAGCAGACAGGAUCUUGGAUUUGGGUUUUGAGAAGGACAUCACAGUGAUCCUGAAUGCUGUAAAUGCUGAGUGUCGGAAACGGCAGAAUGUCCUGCUAUCAGCAACACUCACAGAAGGUAUAACCCGGCUAGCAGAUAUCAGUUUACACAAUCCAGUCAGUAUCUCUAUCCUGGACAAAAGCUGGGACCAGUCCAACCCUAAGGAAGUUGCAAGUGACAGCUUUGCCAUACCAGAGAGUCUUGACCAGCAUGUGGUAUUGGUUCCCAGCAAGCUGCGCCUUGUCUGCCUGGCAGCCUUCAUCAUGCAGAAGUGCAAGUUCGAGAAGGACCAGAAGAUGAUUGUCUUUUUCUCAAGUUGUGAGCUGGUGGAGUUCUACUACAGCCUUUUCCUUCACACCCUGCCUUGCCUCUCAAGGGCUCCCACUUCAGAGCAGCCACCAUCUGCCUCCUGGCCACUGAAAUUCCUUCGGCUACAUGGCAACAUGGAGCAGGAGGAAAGAACCUCUGUGUUUCAUGAGUUCUCACAAUCUGGAACAGGAGUCCUGCUCUGCACGGACGUUGCAGCCCGAGGCCUGGAUCUCCCACAAGUCACCUGGAUUGUUCAGUACAGCGCUCCACCUUCCCCUGCAGAAUAUAUUCACCGAAUUGGAAGAACUGCCCGGAUUGGCUGUCACGGGAGCAGCCUGCUCAUUUUGGCUCCUUCGGAGGCAGAAUAUGUCAACUCGUUGGCGUCUCACAAAAUCAACGUUUCUGAGAUGAAGAUGGAAGACAUUUUGGCUGUCCUGGCAAAAGAUGAUUGUCUUAAAAGGAAGCAGAAGGCAGCCCAGAAAUCCCUUGCCAUUGGCCCCCAGGAAAUCCAAGAACGAGCCACAGUAUUGCAGACAGUGUUUGAAGAUUACGUGCACUCCAGUGAGAGGAUGGUCUCCUGGGCAAAGAAAGGCCCGACCCUCAGAGGAAGACUCAGAGCAAGCACCACCAUGUGCUUGCUGAAGUCCUGCGCUCAGAGUACUCAAGCGGGCUGGAGGCCAGCGGCACAAAGGGCAAAAAGCAAGGCAAGCAGCGGGGCUUCCAGGUGGCACCCAGCAAGCCCAGGCCCUGGAGAGAAUGAAGCUGCGCCCAUCCAGAAGGCUCUUUUGGUUUAAUCUCUACAGGACCGGUCAGGGUGAAUCCAACAUGGCCUGGUGGCUUAAGAUUCGAUGUCCUGUUCUUAUCAUCGAAGCUUCUGAAAAAUAACUGGCACCUCUCCCAGAAUGGAGGUUCACACGAGCACAGACCUCACCUGUUGGAGGAGGAGGCCUGAUGGAAAGCAGCAGGCAGGGGUCAGUGCUACACAGUCAUCUGCCUUUGCUCAG
This is a messenger RNA of Acomys russatus (golden spiny mouse), 2311 nucleotides long. It is a transcript of the gene Ddx31, whose product is annotated as DEAD-box helicase 31. The record is from RefSeq and is a predicted model, not a curated record. Gene Ontology annotation, molecular function: ATP binding; nucleic acid binding. The coding region runs from base 86 to 2101 and encodes 671 amino acids. Gene Ontology annotation, biological process: ribosome biogenesis. The transcript is spliced from 19 exons. NCBI's taxonomy places the organism in Eukaryota, Metazoa, Chordata, Mammalia, Rodentia, Muridae. Gene Ontology annotation, cellular component: nucleus.